Owenia fusiformis is the source of this 2009-nucleotide messenger RNA. Lineage: Eukaryota; Metazoa; Annelida; Polychaeta; Sabellida; Oweniidae. The record is from the annotation of a GenBank genome assembly.
AUGUGUUCAAAGAGAUCAUUAGGCGAUGAUUCAAAACCCGGGACUCAUUAAUUUAGGUAAACCUGGCGUAUCCGCCGGUAUAUAAGGAUCAGACAUCAUAACGCACAACACACAACAUCACGAAAGCAAGAGCUCAUUGGCAUUUUAUAAAGAACGAAAUGAAUUUUCAGUUCAAGUUGAGAUUGAUUUUCACUUUUUCAAUAUUAAAUGUAACCGUCGGGUUCAAGUUUUUUCAAGAUAAAAUACCAAAUGGGAACAAUGUCCCCCAUCCAUGUAAGCCUAACUACGUGUGGCAGGGGGUAGGACAUAAAAAUGCGAUGGGUGGUGGAAACAGAAACGCGUUUGGAUUGGCAUUUGACGCAAAUGGAAAGGUAUGGAAUUCUAGAUUGUGCAACGCUGAUUCGGACAAUGAUGGAAAAACAAAUGGUGUUGAACUCGGAGAUCCAAACUGUGUAUGGACCGAAGGAGCUGUUCCUGAAAUUACAAGCGGACUGUCGCAUCCAGGUGUUUGCGAGCCUUGGGACUCGGAGAGAUGUUUGGCGCACAAUCAGUGGGAAUUCUGUGACAGCGAAGUCUUCUCUUGUCCAGCCAUGGAUGCAACAGAUGACGUUCGAAAGGUCAGUGUUCGUUUCCCGCCAACACGAGUGCCUCCUACAGAGACGAAUUAUUAUUGCAUGGCGGUGGAGCUACCGGGGGAUGGCGACUAUCAUAUUAUUGCAUCAAGUCCAAAAAUCGACAAUGCUUACGUUAUGCAUCACAUUCUCAUGUAUGGAUGUAAAGACGAGGAUCUAAAGGGUGGUGAGUCUGACGUUCGGACUAAAUUUGCAACCCCAACAUUAUGUGAAGUUGACACGGGUUGUACCAAUUUAAUUACUGGCUGGGGUCCUGGCUUACCAGGACAGUGUUUCUCGGAACGCGCAGCUUUCAGGAUUGGAAAACACGGAUACAAAUAUGCAGUCAUGCAGAUGCAUUGGAAUAACCCCGAAUUGCUUUCCCAUUACACCGACAGUUCUGGUUUAACAUUGUUCUACACACCAAACUUGAGGCCCAAUGACGCUGGAUCCUUUGUAGUCGGUCAGCGUUACCUCGAUAUCAAACCAGGAUUAGAAAGUCACACGGAAACUGCAAUGGCUUCGUCCAGUUGUACUCGAAAAAUGCUUCCCUACCCUAUUCACAUACUCAAUAAUGUUCUACACAUGCACUAUUUAGGAAAAUCAGGCUACAUAGACCUUCGUCGUAAUGGAAACAAGCUGAAAACGUUAGGUCGAGAUGACGUAUUUAGUCACGAUUCCCCAGUUCAACACGUACAUGAUCCACCGAUAGAGUUCCUACCCGGUGAUGAGGUAUUCGUUAGUUGCACCUUCGAUUCACGCUCAAGAUCAGAAACCACUUACUACGGCUACGAUACAUCAGCUGAAAUGUGCUACGGAUUUUUCCAGUACUACCCGGUGAUUAGUAACUUGACAAAUAUUUUGAAUUACAAAGACGUCGAACUUUGUUUCAACUGGGGUCCCAGAGGGGGAGGUGAGGGUCUCAUUGUUGGAGGAUGUAGUUUGACGAAGGCGGUCAUUCAAUCCUUUUCAAUGAAAGUCAUGGCGAAAUGCUCGAUGACCGGUAAUGUCUGUCAACCAGAAUGCAAGGAGAUGGUCAAGGAAACCAGGUUGAAUGACGAGUGUAUGGGGAACGAAGACGUUUUUGGACUAGUGAAGGUUUUAUCAGAGGGAGAACCUCGAUUUGAAAACAUAUGGAGAGCAUUUGAGUCUUGUGACGAUGAGAUUAAGAUGGAUGAUGUUCUCACGAGAUUAAUAUUAAGCCUAAUUUGAACUUUUAAUUAAAUUUAUCUAAAUCACCCAAGUUUACAUAUCAAACCCUUUUCUACAUAAUAUUAUAUCAUGGUACUAAAAUUAAAAUGGGUGGUAUCUAUAGACACUCCCCGAAGCGAUAAACGAUGGAGAUGAUAGGUGUGACGCAAAGGAGUCUAUGGACACCCGAUACUCAUUGCACAAACA